UCGUAUCGAUAUUUUCAGACGUGACUGUACAGUCAUGGACUUUGUUGAGCCAUUUAGGGUUCAAGAUAAUUUGGUUUUCAAUACUAACGGUAUGAAAUGUCCAAUAUAAAGUACACUAAAUAGAAGUCCGUGACUGUACCUAUCUCAAAAGAUAAAUAACAAUAGUCAUCUGUAAAUAAUAAACCUAAUACCAUCAUACAGUUGCAUCAUUCCAAAACUUUCGUAAUAAAAUAAACAUUGACAACAUCUAUUGUGUUCAAUUUAGUUACUGAUAUACUGUGGCCGAAUAAUGUUACUUUCAUCGCGUAUCUGUGGUCACUGCUCAAAAAUGGAUUUUUAAAAUAAAAGUAUUCAAGAUGAUCUUAAUUAACUUCAUCAUUAGCUCUCUGAUCGACUUUGUUAUUGGCAGCUGUGACGCGUGCGUAGAUGGCCACUGCCAGACCAUGACAGUCUUACUGCAGAAUGUUGACAUCACUGACCAAUUAGCUAUGGAUUGGACGAACAACAUUCUAUACGUCCAGCUAAAUUCCGUUAUAAACACUGCCUUCUAUAUCAACGAUUAUGCCAUCGCAAAAAUGCACUUGGUUCAAAUCGCUGAGACAUCUGGUAUGGUCGUCAGACACGACACCCAGGAAUUAUAUACAGCAGAUAGCAACAAGAACAUUUAUAAAAUUAAAAAAGGAACUAACAAUGUAGUAAUCGAAUAUGCAGGCUUACUAGAUGGAGUUGUUAAUUUUAUGUUCUAUCGCAACAGACUGUAUUUGACUAAAAAAGGUGAAAAAAACAUAUUUUAUUUCGAUAAUACAAGUCUGAUAGCUGCCAGAGAUUUGUCGAAUUUCACAAUAACUGACUUUGUCAAGACUGACAGAGGCGUAUUUUUUGUUUCUGAUGAUCAAGUUUACGAAUAUAAACGACCAUUUAACAAACCUCCCAAAGUAUUAACUGCCAAAAAAAUGAUUCUAUCUACAGACCAAUUUGAAAAUGUUUAUUUGGGAUCAGCCUCGCAAAAAGUUAUUUACAAAAAUAAUAACGUGACCCACAAAAUAUAUGUGUACGCUGCAUAUAAAAAAGGAAAUGUAGAUAAGUUCGUAUUGGAUAGAGAUAAUAAUGUUAUCGCCUACGAUGCCACAGAAAAGAGUCUUUCUAUUUGGAAAGAGGAAGGAAGUACCUGUACAAUAGUGCUGCCACACUGUAAUGUUCAAAUAAAUGUUCACAAGCCACCAGAUGAAAAUGACGAAGAAGAAGUUGAUGAACAUAAUGAUAAUAUUGUUUAUGAUUUCUUUUGGAAACAUUCGGAAAAAGUAUUUGAAAAUAACUAGAUUAUUUAAUAUGAAAAUCAAGAUAUACAACAACCUAAUAAAGUCAUUCUAUCUUUAAUAUUUUUUCCUUCUCCAUUGAAAGUUACAAAGAGAAACAUAAACGAACUUAUAAUUGAAUAUGAAACGAAGAUUUUUGAAGAUUAGAAUAACAUUGAAAUUGUUGUGAGCACUUCACGUUUGCUGAUUUUAAACGUAAUAUCAGUAUACACUACACAAAGCCCAUGGCUAAAUUUCUAUUUUCCACUACCUAACCAUUGACUGGAAGAGAUUGCUCCUUAGCAAUGAGAUUGCCUGUUAUUUUCUUGUGUACAUUAUGUUUAGUAUAUACUCUUGAUUUUUAUUUGUUCACCCUCGAUUUGUAUUUUUUCUCUUUUCUGUUAGUUCAACAAUAAAUUGGAAUUCUCAUUCGGAA
Messenger RNA from Cydia pomonella (codling moth), 1731 nucleotides. RefSeq lists its product as uncharacterized. NCBI's taxonomy places the organism in Eukaryota, Metazoa, Arthropoda, Insecta, Lepidoptera, Tortricidae. The coding region runs from base 357 to 1319 and encodes 320 amino acids. The record is from RefSeq and is a predicted model, not a curated record. The transcript has 2 exons.